GAAGGAAAGAGAGUUCCCAAAUCACCAGGAAAACAGCACAAAAAACGCGCUAAAGUCGCAAGUUGUCGUUGUCGUCGUGGAAAGUCGAAAGUUGUUGUCGUCGUCGUCGUUGUCGUCGGUUGUUGUCGUUUGUUGUUGGUUUCUUAUACCUUUCUUUUUUUUGUUGUUGUCGUUGUCGUUGUUGUUGCUGCCGCCGCCGCCGUCGUCCCGCCGCCGCCGCCGCCUCUGCCGCCCCGCCCCCUUUUCGUCUGUCUGUCUGCGUGAGCGUGUGUUGGUGUGUUGUGUCUGUGUCGCGCAUGUGACCGCCUCAGCUAAACAAGGCUGAAACUUCAAAACAAAUAUUGGAAAAUUCGUAAUGAAAAAGGUGGGCUUGUAAGCCGAAGGAACCGAAUGCAAAUUGAAAACUAAAGUUCGAGGAAACCAGAAACCAAAACAAGGAAGCCAGCCCCUGUCCGUGUGAAGGACCACGUGGGCCUGUGUGCGUGUGUGUGGGUGCGGGGACACCACUACAGCGGCAGGCGAAAUACUUUUUGUGCCAAGGACUUUCUUCGCUCUACCUAUCCCUCUUCCCUUCCACCCUUCGAGGAACAAAGAACAGAUGGAGGAGGAGCGCAGGAAUGAGGCGAUGUGAAGCGAAAGGACAACGAGGACAACAAGGAGCAAAGCCAAGGCAAAACCGGGAGGAGGCCACCAAAAAGGGAGAACAUACAUUUGAAGAAUUUUAAUCGAAAACUGCCAAGAAACAAAUAUAUUUACAAAUAUAUUUAUAUACCUAGUAAACCAAAAACGAACAUACAUUAAUAGAUAUAUAGAUAUAUAUAUAUAGAGAAGAAAUAUGUUAUAUUUACUAUGAAAUCGAGGGGCAUGGAAGCGAUACCCAGAAUAAUAAUCGAUGUAAAUAAAUGCUGCCAAUUCGAGGACACUGCGAAUUAAAACCGCAACUGAGAUGCAUAAAACGCACAACAACAAUAAUAACAAACCGCAACACAUGAAGAAAAAGUUCACUUUACCCGCGACAGCUGCGCCUGCGCCCUAAAAACCACAAAACCUAUCGGUCCGGGAUAUAUAUAUCAGCGAAUAGGAGAGAGAUUGGAGCCGCCAGAAGGGGAUUAUAUAUAGGGCAGAUCCACCACCGCAGCACAGGCAGAAAAAGCGUGCAGAGGGAAAUGAGAUGAAGUGGUUUCAAGUGACCAUAGAUAUGAUUCUUGUGCUUUCAUUUAUAUCAAGCAGCACAGCGAAUCCGGAUGCCAAACGAUUGUACGACGAUUUGCUGAGCAACUACAACAAACUGGUCCGCCCGGUGGUCAAUGUGACGGACGCCCUCACCGUUCGCAUCAAGCUGAAGCUGUCCCAACUGAUCGAUGUCAACCUGAAGAACCAGAUCAUGACCACCAACCUGUGGGUGGAGCAGUCCUGGUACGACUACAAGCUCAAGUGGGAGCCCAAGGAGUACGGCGGCGUCGAGAUGCUCCACGUGCCCUCCGAUCACAUUUGGCGUCCGGACAUCGUCCUCUACAACAACGCCGACGGCAACUUUGAGGUGACCUUGGCCACCAAGGCCACGCUGAAUUACACGGGACGCGUCGAGUGGCGACCGCCGGCCAUUUACAAGAGCUCCUGCGAGAUCGACGUGGAGUACUUUCCCUUCGACGAGCAGACCUGCGUGAUGAAGUUCGGCAGCUGGACCUACGACGGCUUUCAGGUGGAUCUGCGGCACAUUGACGAGCUGAACGGCACCAAUGUCGUGGAGGUGGGCGUGGAUCUGUCCGAGUUCUACACAUCCGUCGAAUGGGAUAUCCUCGAAGUUCCUGCAGUGCGGAAUGAGAAGUUCUAUACGUGCUGCGAUGAGCCAUAUCUGGACAUCACCUUCAACAUCACGAUGCGCCGCAAGACCCUUUUCUACACGGUCAACCUGAUCAUCCCCUGCAUGGGCAUCAGCUUCCUCACCAUCCUCGUGUUCUACCUGCCAUCGGAUAGUGGCGAAAAGGUCUCAUUAAGCAUAUCCAUUCUGCUGUCGCUCACUGUGUUCUUCCUGCUCCUGGCGGAAAUCAUUCCGCCCACAUCGCUGGUGGUGCCGCUGCUGGGAAAGUUCGUGCUCUUCACCAUGAUACUGGAUACGUUCAGCAUCUGUGUGACGGUAUUGGUGCUGAACAUCCACUUCCGGUCGCCACAGACCCACACGAUGGCUCCUUGGGUGCGGACCGUGUUCAUCAACCAACUGCCCCGCUUCCUGGUCAUGCGGCGUCCGCUGUACCCGAUCAGCGAGAUGAUAAAAUCCUCGCGCCGCCUGAUGGUGCGCACCUGCAACGGACUCGAACUGAGGGAUCAAAUACCACCGCUGCCACCGCCGGUGGCCUUGUCUCGCAUGCACCACAGCCCGAAGACGACAUCGCGGAGCACCUCGCCCCACCUGCAGCACCGCGUGCAGACCUACAACCUGAUGGACGAGUGCAGCAUUGGCAUGGGCGGCGGCAUGGGGGGAGGAGGAGGUGCCUCGACCAUCACCGGCCACCUGAGCUCCCUUUAUCCGCCGACCAUGUCGACGGCCAACCAGCAGACCUCGACCACAUCCUCGCUGAUCGAUGCCCAGUACCACAAUCAGUACCAGCAGACGGGUGGCUCGCUGCUGGACCACCCCCUAACGCCCACCAAAUUCCGCCAGAUGACCUCGACCUCCAGCCAGACGGGUCAGAAUGGUAAUGGCAGCGGGAAUGGCGGCGGGUACGGGGGUCAUAACCAGAGUGGGGGCGGGGCUGGGGGUCACCUGUACCGACAGCAGUCGAGCUGCUCGGCAAACUUCUCGCCACUGCCGCAGCACGCCCACCAGGCGCACGCCUCCACCACCACCAGCGAUCUGGGCAUGGCCAAUCCGAAUGUGAUAAAGUCCACGACGACGGUUAACUCGGUGGCCACCGCCUCGACGCUGGCGGAGUCCUGCUGCAGCGGCACCAUCCAGAUCCACCAGGGCAUGGGCGCCGGGGCCGCUUGCCAGUCGUCGGAGCUGCUGCACCACCAGCAGUUGCACCACCAGCAGAUGCACCACCAGCAGCAGCAGCAGCCGCACCACCAGCGACCCACCACCUCGGCAGCGGCGGCAGCAGCAGCAGCGGCAGCCGCCGGCGGACCCAGCACCUCGGCAGCGGCAGCAGCUGCGGCGGCGGCAGCGGCGGCCGGAACGCCACCCCCACCGCCGCCGCCGGCCUGUGAUAUACUGCCCGCCUGCCAGCGCGAGGGCGGGCCGCACUGCUGCUCGGGGCGUGGCAAUGUGCGCCAGCGGUGGCACACCUGCCCGGAACUCCACAAGGCCAUGGACGGGGUCACCUACAUCGCGGAUCAGACGCGCAAGGAGGAGGAGAGCACAAGGGUGAAAGAGGACUGGAAGUACGUGGCCAUGGUGCUCGACCGCCUGUUCCUGUGGAUCUUCACAAUAGCCGUGGUCGUCGGCACCGCCGGCAUUAUCCUGCAGGCUCCGACGCUCUACGACACCCGGAUGCCCAUCGACAUAAAGCUAUCGGAGAUCGCCUCGACGACGGCCAAGCCCAAUGUGGCCAGGCCCGUGUUGUAAGCGGAUCGAUAAGUAUCGAUCUAUCGCUCGAUCGAUAUCCAGUAUUCCGGCGAACACACACCACACACAGUCUGAAGAAGCCAACAAAAGCAAAACACAAGUAAUGAAUGAAAUUCGCAUUUGUUUUUUCUUUAACCAGAGAGAGAGGGGAUACAACAAAAUAAAAAACAAACAAAAAAAAAUAACCACAAAAACUUGUUCCAAAAAUAACAGAAGCGACGAGGAGAAUCCAAGUAACUAUAACUAUAAUAAAUUGUAUUUGUUGUAUACAUAAAUGGUAUGACUAACUAUAAAUAAUUUGUACACUAAUGUUUAAACAGGCAAACGAUGCUAAACAAAACGGUUUUUUUUCUAGGCAACGUAAAUGAACAGAGACAAAAGUGACGAAACAAAAAUAAAAACAAAAUAAUUAAGUAAACCAAUUCAACUGAAAUGAAGCGCAAAAUAGUAUGCAACAGAUAAAUAAAUACAAUUUAUGGUAAUAAUUGAGAGCGAAAUUAAAUUAGUGAAAUUAAACUAGCCUAGCCAAACAUCAAGAAUAACGAAAAAAAUAAGAAAAAAAAGAAAGUGUAUUUGUUGAACAAGAAAACCAAGAGAAGGAGAACAACAUUAGUUAGCUAAGCGAACCAAAAUAAAGGAACAGGAAAAAAGCCAACAAAAAAGGCAUAUGUAUGUAUUAGUAUGUAUGAGUGCACCGAGAGAAAAGCGGGUGAAAGAAAAGGAAAAUUUGUGAUUUAAGAAAGUUGUCUUCUGGAAGUUUUUAGACCAGGAAAUGGUAUUUCUUUUGCAGAUUUAGUUCAACAUUACUUACUUUUGGAAACAUAAAAUAAUUUCUUAAAGGAAAGUCUUACAAAAUAUUAAUUAUGUUUUUAGUUUUCCUUGAAAAUAUCAAGCUAUAUUGAAGUUAACAAAAAUCGUAACCUAUUUUUAAAUUUAUAAUAAAUCAUUUUUUGUUUGAACAACAUAUAAUAGUAGGAUUCUUGCCGAGAAGAAAGCCUUCCUAAAUUAUGAAUUCUUCAACUGGAUUCUUUUUCUCCGCGUGCAUGAGUGUGUGUUGCCGUAUGUGUGUGACUGCAAAUGAGGCAUGCAAAUUAGUGCAAAUAAACCGGGAGAAUGUGGAAAGAGGAAAAUGGGGGGACCCCCGUAAAUGAAGCCCCCAGGCCCCGGAAAAUCCGGAUAACCCCCUGCCCCCCUCCACGAUUUCGCCUUGGGGCAAUUAGUUAGCACAAAGCUUUAGUUAUUAUGCCCAAGUGUACGCGUGUUGGUGCGAGCGCAUGUGGUUGCAUAGUAAAUAAUCGCCAUUAGAAAUUCAAAUUCAAUUUUGGCGCUUGCACUGCCUAAUUGGCAAAAAACGCGCCCAAGUUGCUCACGUUUCUUUCAGCCGCCCAAUUAACAUCUUCCCCACACUCAUAAUUUAUGCUAAUUUCCAGUUGCAUAAUUCACUAAAAACAAAAGAAUAACAACAGGGGGAAGCUACAUACCUGCCAAAUAAAAAAGGCAAAGACACCAAAAGUUUCCUUGGCCUUCGCAUUUUUUUGCUGCUGUUAUAUGGCGAUUGCUUUAUUUGCAGCCCCGUUUAUUUGCCUUACACUUUUUAUUGCUCAUAAAAUCAAAUGAUGCCUGAUUAGGGGGAGCCAACACAAAAAACAACAACAGAAAGGACAUAGACAGCGGGGAAUUCCCCUUUUUUCUACCAAACAAAAAAGCGGAAAGUUUAAAAAUGUACGCAGCUUAACAUAUUUCUGUUAACUGGGGAAAUUUUAACAGCCGACAGGUGACAGGCGUUUCUUUUUCGAUAUUGCGGCGAGGAAAAAGGGAUAUUUUCUUAUUGAUUUGUGCAAAAAAUUAAAUUAAUAGAUACAUUUGCUGAAAACUUUAAAAAAUAAUAGUUGAAUACUUGUAAAUUUUUCUUAAAAAGAAAUCAAAAUUAUAUUAUAAUUGUUUUAUUUGAAUACAGCCUAAGUAUAUAUUUGUUGUAUAAAUAUUCCAACUUACAAGUACUAACCUUAAAUUUUAAAUUUGUUAUAUUCCAUUUCUUAGUUUAAAAAAAACCCCAAUUUGGAAUGCUUAUUGGUUGGGAAAACUGUUAUAUUUCACAAAUGUUUAAAGAUCAUAUUAUUCAAAAUGUAUAAAAAUACUUUAAUUUAUUUUAAAGAUUUAUUAAAAAUAGUUUUUUUGAUUGAUUUCUAUUUUUUGUUCGCCUGGCCCGGAAUUAUUGCCGAUGCCAACAAAAACCACAAUGCGUGUGUCGUCACAAGCAAGUGUCAAUCACAGUCACCGCACUGUAAUUGUUCCCGCCACGCCCCCUGGACCACCACUCCCCCCUCCCCUCCCCCUUGCCCUGCCUACAACCCCCGCCCAUAUCACACACACACAACACUUUUCCAGUUUUUAAUUAAAUGAAAUGCAAGCGAAGAGUUAUUGCAGACAGUGUGCCAGAGGGAGAUGGGGCGAUGAGUGAAAUGCACACAAAAUGAAAAGCCAUUAACGAAAUAUUAUAUCUGAAGAUGGAGGGAGUGGCGAUGUCAGCUGAAUCCUGUUUGGGAUAUAAAAACCGCACAAAAUUCACAAGUAUUUAUGCACAGAAAGAAAAUUGAUCUAAAAAGUGAUCUCUAUAAUAAGGCAUACUGAUAAAUACAAUACUUUUCAGAUACAAAAAGAAAAGAUCCUUUGCUUCGUUAUUAGUGUUUUUAUAAUAUUUUAAAAAAGAAAUUUUUUAAUUUGAUCUUAAAAGUGAGCUUUAUAAAAAGCAUAGGCAUAAAUCCAAUCCGUUUAUAGAAAAUUAAUCUUAAAAGUAAUCUCUUUCAAAAGCCAUAUGCAUUAAUGAAAUCCAUUUAUAACCUCUCAAUUAAAAAAGAUUCUUUGCUCCGUUGUUAGUUUUUUUAAAUUAUUUUACCAAAAUAAUUGAAUAAUUUGAUCAUAAAAGUGAUCUUUAUACAAACCACAAAUCAUUUAUAGCCCCUUGGAUACAAGAAAAAGAUACUAAGAAGUUUUUAAAAAACAAGUAACACCAAUUCUGCGAAGAGCUAUAAAUUAUUUUAAAAAGUUCCAUAUUUAUUUAUAACAUAUUAUCAAUUUAAGGAACCAAACAGAUCUCUUGAGAACCUUUUAUUUUACGAAACUGUAGAGCAUCUUUACCUUUUUUUUCCCCUGUAUCUUUGAUGGUAUUUAAGCACAAGCCAUUUAAUGGGUUACCCCCGAAAUAUAGCGCGUCCGAAGUGAAGGAGAAGUAAAUCUGGCAUGGGGGCAGUUGGAGACCGCAAAUCAUAAUUGUUGCGGACACACAAGACACAAGAAAAGCAAAUAAUGGUGGGGGAUGUGGGGUUUUGGGAAUUCAGGGAGUUUUGUGGCGGAGUGGGUGUGGAUGGGGGUGGUCAACUCCUCCCCAAAGCCGUAACAAUGCAAACUGUGUGGCCACACACACACACAAAAAGGACAUUAGCCCUGCUCCUUUCUGCUUCUGGCUGUUGCUUUUGCUUUGCUUAUGCUUUUUCCUUGCUCACACUAUUGCUUUGUUUCAUUCAUUUAGACUUGUUUUCCCUUUUUUGUACUUUUUGGCCGCCGAUGAGCGAUGCGUAUCAGCAGCGAACGUGGCCAAGAAUUCGGUCUAUUUGUUUGUUUUCACUCCUGCGGCCUAAAUGUAUUUACAGUGGAAUGUCCCUCGAUGGCAAGCAAAAAUUAAGUUUACCAGUUCAUAACCGAUUCGCAGAAAAAAACCGAUCUCUAACCGUUAAAUUGAAAAAAUCCUGCUAUAAGCUCUUUAUUUUUUAGAAAACAACCGUAACCGGUGUGAACAUGAAUAAUUCAAAGCUUGUUGAACUAUUUAAAUCAAUGCAAUCCUCUUGAUUUUCCAAAUCCUUUUUCCCCAAACCAUUCCAUUUAAAUUCCAAAUUAAAGCUUAGCCCUGUUACAAAAAAUAAAAAAACCCCAUAGCUAAAGCCUAUUGAUAGAGCCGAAAUAAAUAAAUAAAAAACGAGGCAAUGGCUUAGCCGGAAAUAUCCAUCAUUGAGCAUUUCCCACUGUACCGGCAUUUUAUCUAUGGGCCCGAGUUUCGCGUGGAAACUGCGCCCCCGAACGCAGCGGGCAAUACAAAAGCAAUCAUAAAGUUAUAGCCCGGCCGAAACAGUCGCUACUCCGCGGUACUUCCCCUCGGCCAGUUGGCCAUUUCCACUGCCGUUCCCGGUUUUCGGUCCAGUUGCUGGCCAAAAACUCGGAGCAGAAACCAACUUUACACCCUUGGGCGACAUUUUCCACCAGGCAGCCUUUUCCGCACCCACAUUCGAAAAUCCAACCAACACCAUCGCUCUAAAACAGUGCUGAUUGCUUGUCUAUUUUUCAGCAGACUUGUUAGGAACCCCUAGAACAAGUAUACGGAAUUUCGUUCUAUUUAAUACUUUUUAUUUUACUUUUAACCAUUGAAGUAUUAUUAAAACGUAUUUAAUUUCAGUUUGAUAUUGUUAAAAUUAUAUUAUUAUAAUAAUUCAGUUUGAUAUUGUAAGAAAUGCAUUAUUAUAAUAAUUUAGUUUGAUAUUGUAUGAUAUGUAUUAUUAUAAUAAUUCAGUUUGGAAAUUUUUACAAUAUUAUAUUAUUUUUAAUAUUUUUAAGCUAAAUGGGCUUAUUAAUGGUCAAAAAUAUUUAGAUAAUAAAUAUUUAAAACAUUUUAUUAAGCGCAUUUUAUUUUUAAUUUAAAAAAAUAUAAAUAUUAUUUUAUUUACUGUUCAAUACUGUUCUUUUAUUUAAAUUCUUAAGAAUUAUUUGGGUAACACAUGGAUUUGCUUUUCCCAUUUUUAGCAAAAUUAAAAAUAAAUAAAUUAAUUAAAAAUGUUUAGCCAAUUGUUUUGGUGGCGAGCUUAGAGACCUUUAUACUAUUGUUUUUUCUUGAAUUUUCCUAUAUAUAUGGCUGGCAUCACUGGUCCCCGCCCACAACCUCCGAACACGCUUUUCCUUUCCCCAUUUUCCCGUUCCUCAUAUCAUUUAAUGUCCUAUCUAUGUUUCUGGUUCUGUUUUCGCCCACCUUUUUGGCUCAAUAAGAGCGGCGAAUUUAUUGCUUGCUAAUAGGAAAACAGCCUCCCCCUGGACUUUUCCGCAGAACCUCCAUUUUCCGCAGACCCUCUACCAAAAAAAAAAAAAAACACUGGUCAGGAGGACAAAGUUUGUCGACAUUUUCUGUUUCUCCCCUAGAGCCAAGGAAAAAUAUGUUUUCAACAUAAUUUCAUUCAUUAUAUUUGGAUUGUUAUUGUUGUUGCUUGGCUGGCCGUUGCUGCUGCUCAUUUUCAGCAGGCUCAUUAUCGGCCACGCCCCCAAAAGCACACACACACACACACACACACCUUGGGCGGGCAUUUUGGCUAAUUUGAAUUUGAUUUCAUUCGGAAAGUUUGCCGUUUUUGGCAUUUGUUCCAUGGCGCUGUUUUGAUUCGUGCGACAAGUGCAAAUGAUUGUAUUCGUGAGUUGAUUAAUUGAAAAUGAAUGCGAGGCGGGGGGAAAUUGAUUUUCUUUUCUUUCCGAACUUGGCAAAAAUACAACAUUUCUGACCCUAUUGAAUUAAAAAAAAAAAAAUUGAAAGAAAAUUAUCUCUAGCGAAAAUAUGAAAUAUAAAAGUCGUUUAUCGACUUUAUUUUCAAUUUUUCCUUUUUUUCAUAACCAAAAUUCAACGAAAACAAGGAUAGAACAUUUUUGGCCCCGAAGAAUUUUCCUAAAAUUCGCCAAAAAACAUCCUUAGCACAAAUGAAACGAACCUCUAAGGUUUCACAGGAAUAAAAAAUAUAGAUGUUCCAUAUAGGGACUUACGGCCCAAAAUCUUUCCGAGUGCAUGAGUGUGCGUGUGUGUCAUAUAUAUCACUAGUCACUAAAAAAAAAAAAACAAGAAAAAUAUGGGAAAAAACAGGCGUUGAAGAAAACUUAAAUAACACAUAUUUAUAUGGAAAAUUGGAGCAAACAACGGAAAAUCAACUCAAGAGACAGAGAAACAAAAGUGUAAAAAUGUUGGGAUAUUUUUUACAAAACAAAUUGGGCAGCACUAACGAAAUGCCAAAGGGGUCAAAGGGGUUAGACUUCGGACACAUUGAUUAAACUCGACUUUUUGGGGUCGCUACCAUUUGCCACAAGACAUUGUGAGCUCCAAACAGUUUAUACAUAAACGCAUAGAUAUAUAAAUAUAUAUAUAUAUAACGAUAUUUGGGAUCGGGGGCAUUGUGGGGCCGGCGAAACUAACACUAAAAUUAUAAACGGAAAAUAAAUCGCAUAAAGGAGGACAUUUUUUUUAGAACGUACCUUUAACAGAACGAUUGAGAAGCGUUCACGCAGAACAACUAACACUAAUUUUAAAGCAUACAUUUAAUGGUAAAAUUAACAUUAACAUUAAACUAAAACUAACAGAAGACAUUGGAUAAGCGAUAUACACAGCAAAGAAAAGAAAAAAUUAGCAAAAUUGUUUAAAAACGAGCGAAGCAAAACCAAACACGAAUUGAAUUAACUCUUAAGAACAUAACAAAAAUUAAAAAAAAAAACAAAAAAGGAACAAGACAUUAAGAAAAGAUAUUUAAAGAAAGAAAGCAAAGAAAAAAAAACUAUAAAAUUAUACGAUUUACAACACUAAGAAAAACAAAUAAUUGUAAAAAUAGAGAGAACUUUUUUUUGCUCAAAGCCAGGGGGCAAAUCCCUCACCCUCAUUCACUUUCCCCAAGAAAUUUAAAAACACAAAAAUAAAAUAUAUUUCGCGGCACGUAAAAACUUGUUCGUCACGAAAGUAAGCCACAAAAAUCCAACACAAAAACAUUUUCUAAACAACAAAUUUGCAAGAAUUGGCCAACCCAAAACCAAAUAAUGUUUAAAAUUAAACUAAAACCAAAACAACACGCAAGUAAAACCACAAAAAGAUAAGAAAAACAUAAGAAAUUAUAAUGAAAACCAAAACUUAGCUUCUAGUGAAAGAAUUUUUAAAACCAAGCAAAAAUGAAACGAUAGAAAAAAAUGCCCCAGAAUUCAAAAUAAGGAACCAUGUUAACAGGACGAGGAAAGCUAAAUAUAUAAAUGGAAUUAUGAGAUCGGCUAGCCGACGCUGAAAUACCCUUGCAAUUGAUUACAAAAGUUUGAAAUGAACAUAAUGAAAAUAGAUAUUAGAUACUACCUUUAAAUCAGAAUAAAAAUCACCCUGCAACUCUGAAGUUUUUUUAAAAUACGUUUGAUAAUAUUAUUUAUAAGAUAAAAAAGUUGCAUUUCCGGAUGUAUGAAGUUUUUUUUUUAUAAAUUUAAAACUUAGUUUGAUAAUUAAAACAAAUACGUACAAAUCAUUUAAACUCUAAGCUUUUAAAAUGCGAAUUCCCGAAUGGAAGAAAACGAUUUCUACAUUUUAUUACGCACAACCUUGAAUUAUAAUAAACAAAAUGUAUAUCAAUAAGAAUUUUUUCCUGGGGCGAUUUUUAUUCCGAUUGCAGAAAGUUUUGUAAGAGAAUACGAUUGCAAGGAUAUCGAGUAAAAUGUUUCUAAGGAAGUGAAGCGAACACUGAAACCAAAUGAGAAACCGAAAUUUAACUAGAGAAUUCUUUUCAAAUAUCAAAUAAAGCAAGAACAUAAAUAAUAUAAUAUUUCAGCCACGAAGGGAAACCCUAAUAAAAUUAAGAAGUAAAUAAAACGAACGAAGGCAACCAACCAGUAACAACAACACACACAUUUCAAU
Drosophila subpulchrella is the source of this 11243-nucleotide messenger RNA. RefSeq names its product acetylcholine receptor subunit alpha-like (gene nAChRalpha3). Gene Ontology annotation, cellular component: synapse; neuron projection; postsynaptic membrane. NCBI's taxonomy places the organism in Eukaryota, Metazoa, Arthropoda, Insecta, Diptera, Drosophilidae. The record is from RefSeq and is a predicted model, not a curated record. Bases 1172 to 3565 code for a protein of 797 amino acids. The transcript has 12 exons. Gene Ontology annotation, molecular function: transmembrane signaling receptor activity; acetylcholine-gated monoatomic cation-selective channel activity. Gene Ontology annotation, biological process: signal transduction; monoatomic ion transmembrane transport; regulation of membrane potential.